Messenger RNA from Megalops cyprinoides (Indo-Pacific tarpon), 4867 nucleotides. RefSeq names its product glutamate receptor, metabotropic 1a (gene grm1a). The coding region runs from base 304 to 3828 and encodes 1174 amino acids. The transcript is spliced from 9 exons. Gene Ontology annotation, cellular component: postsynaptic density membrane. The record is from RefSeq and is a predicted model, not a curated record. Gene Ontology annotation, biological process: G protein-coupled glutamate receptor signaling pathway; regulation of synaptic transmission, glutamatergic. Lineage: Eukaryota; Metazoa; Chordata; Actinopteri; Elopiformes; Megalopidae. Gene Ontology annotation, molecular function: G protein-coupled receptor activity involved in regulation of postsynaptic membrane potential; adenylate cyclase inhibiting G protein-coupled glutamate receptor activity.
AUGUGGAGAAUAACUGGCAAAGAAAGGGGGAGGCACUCGCGGUCUCACUGAAAAAAAAGAAAAGAAAUCUGCCGCUUGAGCGGUAGAACCUCAAGUAUCACAGCCAAGGACUGUGAGGCUCAGAAGACGGAGAGGCACGCGAUGUCUUGCGGAAACAGGUAUUUCUCUGCUGUGCAUCAAUUGAAGAAAUUGUCAUCGAAAACCAUGGUUACUUCGUUUAACUUGGACAUACCGAUAAACAGCCAACAUUCCUAGUCAUCUGCCACAGACGGAUAUUAUGAUCGUGCUGCCGAAACCGCUGGCAUGAAGUGGAAUAUGACACGCUUUAAAAUGAAUUCAAUCCUUCUAUUAUUUUUCCCAACGGUAUUUUUUGAUAGGUAUGUGUUCUCGAAUAACCUAUACGAAAGGUCACUGAUGCCCAGAUCCGUGUCUCGCUCCGUUGCCAGAAUGGACGGGGAUAUAAUCAUCGGAGCCCUUUUUUCCGUACAUCAUCAACCCUCCGCUGAGAAGGUUGCCGAAAGAAAAUGCGGAGAGGUCAGGGAACAGUAUGGCAUUCAAAGGGUGGAAGCGAUGUUUCACACUCUGGACCGCAUCAAUGCUGACCCCAACCUUCUCCCCAACAUCAGUUUGGGGUGUGAGAUUAGGGACUCGUGCUGGCACUCCUCUGUGGCUUUGGAGCAAAGUAUCGAGUUUAUAAGGGAUUCUCUUAUUUCCAUACGGGACGAUAAGGAUGGGUCCAAGUGGUGCAUUGAUGGAACACCUUCGAAUCAACCCCCAACAACCAAGAAACCAAUCGCUGGUGUUAUUGGACCAGGCUCGAGUUCGGUGGCAAUUCAGGUUCAAAACUUAUUACAGCUGUUCAACAUUCCCCAGAUAGCCUACUCAGCAACCAGUAUUGACCUAAGUGACAAAACGCUCUUCAAGUAUUUCCUUAGAGUUGUGCCAUCGGACACUCUACAAGCCAGGGCCCUUCUGGACAUAGUCAAACGUUACAACUGGACGUACGUGUCUGCAGUCCAUACCGAGGGAAACUAUGGAGAGAGUGGGAUGGAGGCCUUCAAGGAGCUGGCCUCACAGGAAGGCCUGUGCAUCGCCCAUUCAGAUAAAAUCUACAGCAACGCCGGGGAGAAGCACUUCGACCGCUUGCUGAGGAAGCUGAGGGAGCGGCUGCCCAAGGCCCGGGUGGUGGUCUGCUUCUGUGAGGGCAUGACGGUGCGCGGCCUCCUCAUGGCCAUGAGGCGGCUGGGAGUGGCCGGGGAGUUCCUGCUGAUCGGCAGUGAUGGCUGGGCAGACAGAGACGAGGUGGUGGAGGGCUACGAGCAGGAGGCCGAGGGCGGCAUCACCAUGAAGCUGCAGUCGGCUGAAGUCACGUCCUUCGACGACUACUUCCUGAAGCUGCGGCUGGACACCAACACGCGGAACCCGUGGUUCGCCGAGUUCUGGCAGUACCGAUUUCAGUGUCGCAUCCCAGGACACCCCAUGGAGAACACCAACUACAAGAAGAUCUGCUCAGGCAAUGAGAGUCUGGAGGACAACUAUGUGCAGGACAGCAAGAUGGGCUUCGUCAUCAACGCUAUCUACGCCAUGGCCCACGGGCUGCACGACAUGCACCGCGAGCUGUGUCUCGGGCACGUCGGGCUCUGUGACGCCAUGGAUCCCAUCGAUGGCAGCAAGCUGCUCGACUUCCUGCUCAAGACUUCCUUCACCGGGGUGUCUGGGGAGGAGGUGUAUUUCGAUGAAAACGGAGACACACCUGGCAGGUAUGACAUCAUGAACCUGCAGUAUGUGGAGGGCGGUCACUACGACUACAUCCAUGUGGGCACCUGGCACGAGGGCGUCCUCAGCAUCGACGACUAUAAGAUCCAGAUGAACCGGACCGAGAUGGUGCGCUCUGUGUGCAGCGAGCCCUGCUCCAAGGGCCAGAUUAAGGUGAUCAGGAAAGGAGAGGUGAGCUGCUGCUGGAUUUGCACCACCUGCAAGGACAACGAGUACGUCCAGGACGAGUUUACCUGCAAGGCGUGUGAGCUGGGCUGGUGGCCUGACGAAGAGCUGGCAGGUUGUCAGCCGAUCCCCCUGAGGUACCUGGAGUGGAGCAAUGCAGAAUCCAUCGUGGCCGUGGUCUUCUCCUGCCUGGGAAUCCUGGUGACCAUGUUCGUCACCUUCAUCUUCGUGCUGUACAGGGACACGCCUGUGGUGAAGUCCUCCAGCCGCGAGCUCUGCUACAUCAUCCUGGCGGGCAUCUUCCUGGGCUACAUCUGCCCGUUCACUCUCAUCGCCAGGCCCACCGUGACCUCCUGCUACCUGCAGCGCCUCCUGGUGGGCCUGUCCUCCGCCAUGUGCUACUCCGCCCUGGUGACCAAGACCAAUCGGAUCGCCAGGAUACUUGCCGGCAGCAAGAAGAAGAUCUGCACCAGGAAGCCCCGCUUCAUGAGCGCCUGGGCCCAGGUGGUCAUCGCCUCCAUCCUGGUCAGCGUCCAGCUCACCCUGGAGGUCACCCUGAUCAUCCUGGAGCCCCCCGAGCCCAUCAAGUCCUACCCCAGCAUCAGGGAGGUCUUCCUGAUCUGCAACACCAGCAACAUCGGGGUGGUGGCUCCCCUCGGCUACAACGGCCUGCUCAUCAUGAGCUGCACGUACUACGCCUUCAAGACCAGGAACGUCCCGGCCAACUUCAACGAGGCCAAGUACAUCGCCUUCACCAUGUACACCACCUGCAUCAUCUGGCUGGCCUUCGUGCCCAUCUACUUUGGCAGCAACUACAAGAUCAUCACCACCUCCUUCUCCGUGAGCCUGAGUGUGACUGUGGCUCUAGGGUGCAUGUUCACCCCUAAGAUGUACAUCAUCAUAGCCAAGCCGGAGCGCAAUGUACGCAGCGCCUUCACGACCUCCGACGUGGUGCGCAUGCACGUUGGCGAUGGAAAAAUGGCCUGCAGGAGCAACAGCUUGCUCAACAUGUUCAGGAGAAAGAAGAACGUGCCUGGGAACACCAAUUCUAAUGGAAAGUCUGUGUCAUGGUCUGAACCAGGUGCAAGACAGCCACCGAAGGGGGAGCACAUGUGGCACAGACUGUCUGUGCAUGUGAAGAGACAGGAAGCCGGCUCGAAUCAGACGGCAGUCAUCAAACCCCUAACUAAAAGCUACCACAACACAGGCCUGAACUUCUCUGACCUCAGCACCAAGACUUUGUAUAAUGUAGCGGAGGAGGACGAGGGCGAUCCUAUUAGGUACAACCCGCCCGAAAGCCCCUCCAUGAUAGUUCACAGGCAGCUGCUUGCUGCUGGGCCAAUGAAGGAAGGGGAGGAGUCGCAGAUGUACCCGCCCGAGCACUUGCGCAACAGCGGCCUCCCCCAGCACAUCAUAAUGGACCACCUCCAAGAGGUGGCGGACAAGUUUGACCCCAGUGGCGCGGACCUGGAUGAUAUGAUUUCCCUGCCAGCCCCCGGGAAUGGGGUGAGGUCCAUCUACCAGCCCCACCUCAUCCAGCAGCAGGUCCUUCCCCUGCAGAUGGCCCCUUUUUCGGAUGACCCCGCCUCUCCCGUGGAGGAGGUGGAGGAUGAGCACUUCAACCUGAUUCACGGCUACAUGUAUGACAACGCCCAGAUCCAUGAGGAGGAGGAGGAGGAGGAGGAGGAGGAGGAGAUGGCUCAACCCAAGCUCUCUCUGGAGGACUCCCCCGCCCUCACUCCUCCAUCCCCCUUCAGAGAUUCUGUGGGCUCGGGCAGCUCUGUCCACAGCUCCCCUGUGUCUGAAUCCGUGUUGUGCACGCCACCGAGCGUAACCUAUGCGUCCGUCAUCCUGCGGGACUAUAAGCAAAGCUCUUCUACACUGUGAGAGCAUCCAGCAAACUUGAGAUCAUAACGUUAUGGACAGUUUGGGGGGGUUUUUUGUCUAUUUGGUUUUAUUUUAAAGACAACUGAGGCAAAAAAGCUAGUGGAAUGUCCCAUAGUAGUCAUUUUUUUCAAAAUCUGUUCACUUGCCUACUUCUGUACACUUUAAAAUAUAGGAUCAACCAGACCUUCUAGAUUGUGUGCCAAGCAUAUGAACUGAAAAGCACAAUACAGGCUGUUGAAAGUGUGUUUUUGUAUUUAAGUAUUAAAGACAGUAGAGGAGAGCACUCGUCAUGCUGAAGAUACCAUUGUACUUUUGCUGAGAUGUGCCGUGAGAUGACUGGCUCAAACUAAAAACCUAUGACUGCACGGACAUCUUCAUGUGACGAGAGCAAGCAGCAAAUUAAAAAAACAAAAAACCUGGCCAUUACAAAGGAACAACUUAUGUACAGCUAAUAUCUGUAGCAGGCGCAUGAAGAUCAAAAAUGUUGCUGACAUCACCAAGAGGCCCUGCACUGAGAACUAUGGUCGCAGUGUUUUAAUGUACUUUUAGUAUGUAUUUCAGGAAAUUCAAAUGCUUGCAGAUCAAUACCCUCAUUUGUCAGAUAUUCCCAACAACAUCAACCAGAAGUUUCAAAUGUAUGAUUUAUUUACAAAAUUAAUAAACUACACACAGUGUCCCGCAGAGUGGAAUUUUCCAAGAUUAUGAACAGUUGUAACACAGAUGCUGUCUUAGCAUUUGCAAUUACUGUUUUCAAAUGCAUAUGAAUUUAAAGGGACUGAUAUCUACCCAUUUAUUUCACAAAUUAUGAAGUUAUUUUGAACUAUUAUGACCAGGUUUCCAAUCAGAUAAAAUGUGAGGUUGCUAAAAUCUGAGCUUGAUUGUACUUCUAUGGCAUACUGUAGUGGAAAGGCAUAUUUUUUUAAUUGCCAGUGUGAUAAAACUGAACAUACGUAUUCUAUGUAAAAAUAUUUUCUUGUUCCUGGAGUCUCUUUGUCACUGUAGUAAUGGUACAUUUUCAAAGUUUGUAUUCCGCUAAACC